AGAGAACCUCCAGGACCUGCUGCCCACCCUGCCCUAUACUGAUGACUACUUCCUCCUGCGCUGGCUCCGAGCUCGGAACUUUGACCUGCAGAAAUCCGAGGACAUGCUCCGGAAGCAUGUAGAGUUCCGGAAGCAACAAGACCUGGACAACAUCCUCACGUGGCAGCCCUCAGAGGUGGUCCAGCUGUACGACUCAGGGGGUCUGAGCGGCUAUGACUAUGAAGGCUGCCCCGUGUGGUUUGACAUCGUUGGGAGUCUCGACCCCAAGGGUCUCCUCCUGUCAGCCUCCAAGCAAGAGCUGAUCCGGAAGCGCACCAAGUCCUGUGAGCUGCUUUUGCAUGAGUGUGAGCUGCAGAGUCAGAAGCUGGGCAGGAAGAUCGAGAUGGUGCUGAUGGUGUUUGACGUGGAGGGGCUGAGCCUGAAACACCUGUGGAAGCCAGCCGUGGAGGUCUACCAGCAGUUUUUUGCUAUACUGGAAGCAAAUUAUCCUGAGACGCUGAAGAAUUUAAUUAUUAUUCGAGCCCCCAAGCUGUUUCCUGUGGCCUUCAACUUGGUCAAGCCGUUCAUGAGUGAGGAGACACGCAGGAAGAUGGUGAUUCUAGGAGACAACUGGAAGCAGGAGCUGACAAAGUUCAUCAGCCCCGACCAGCUGCCUGUGGAGUUUGGGGGGAACAUGACUGACCCUGAUGGCAACCCCAAGUGCCUGACCAAGAUCAGCUACGGGAGUGAGGUGCCCAAGAGCUACUACCUGUGCAACCAGGUGAGGGUGCAGUACGAGCACACAGUGCCCGUGGGCCGCGGCUCCUCCCUGCAGGUGGAGAACGAGAUCCUGUGCCCAGGCUGUGUGCUCAGGUGGCAGUUCGCAUCGGAUGGUGGGGACAUUGGCUUUGGGAUUUUCCUGAAGACCAAACUGGGGGAGCGGCAGCGAGCUGGGGAGAUGGCGGAGGUGCUGCCCAGCCAGCGCUACAAUGCCCACCUGGUACCCGAGGAUGGGAGCCUCACCUGCCUCAAAGCCGGCGUCUAUGUCCUCCGCUUUGACAACACCUACAGCCUGCUGCACGCCAAGAAGGUCAGCUACACUGUGGAGGUGCUACUGCCCGACAAGGCCUCUGAGGAGAAGCUGCAGAGUCUCAAGACGAUGAGACCCUCCCCAACGCAAUGAAGACCCUAGCUGCCUCUGUGCCUGUGCUCUCCAAUCCCUUCGCACCCCUCCCCUGGCUCCUGCACUCUGGGCAAUAUGAUGCUGAAAGUGGCCUUUAAGAGCCACCUAACCCACCUCACCAUCUCAGCUCAUUGUGGGCCCACCUGGCAUAGUGGCCAAGCAGGAACAGGGACAAGCAAUGCAUAGGCCACCCUGGAGAUUCAGAUGGGAACCCCAUCCCCUGUUCCCAGAGAAUGGGAAUGAGAAUGAGAACCUUAAUGGGGAACAAGAUCCACUGAGGAAGUGCCCUGUCUGCAGGAGCUGCCCCUGCAUUCCUCCUGAGAAGGUCCACCCAGCCCUGGACUCACCCAUGCCGGAUGUCCCAGCUUGGGGGUGUACACAUGAGCCCCAGGCCCUGCAGCGAGCACAGCUGGAGGCCUGAAGAGCAGGGACGGCCUGUUCUCUGCACAUAGGAGGUCAGCAGGAAUGGGCAGAGCCGGCUAGAGGCAGCUGGGUGGAGAGAGAGGCUAGGGGUGAAAGUCCCAGUUUCAGCAGAGCAUCAAGGUCCAUCCAGGGUCAUAAUCCUGCUUUGGGAAGGACUCCUACUACCCUGUCGUACCACGUGGCCACCCUCCCUGCUGCCUCCCCAGAUGCAAUGAUAUCUGGAGUCCCCUGAGGCAUUUGGGCUUCUGUGGCAGGCUAUGGGGGUGUGGCCAGCUGGGAGUGGGGGACCCAGUGCUGGAUUUGACUAAGCCCACCUUUUGUAAUGAUGGGGGCUUGCAAUGCCUCGCU
Molecule: messenger RNA, 1933 nt
Organism: Galeopterus variegatus (Sunda flying lemur)
Lineage: Eukaryota; Metazoa; Chordata; Mammalia; Dermoptera; Cynocephalidae
Product: SEC14-like protein 4
Exons: 11
Coding region: 104-1162 (352 amino acids)
Cellular component (GO): cytoplasm
Source: RefSeq, a predicted model, not a curated record